This is a messenger RNA of Heteronotia binoei (common prickly gecko), 3163 nucleotides long. Its product is annotated as guanylate-binding protein 2-like. The coding region runs from base 10 to 2925 and encodes 971 amino acids. Gene Ontology annotation, molecular function: GTP binding; GTPase activity. The record is from RefSeq and is a predicted model, not a curated record. NCBI's taxonomy places the organism in Eukaryota, Metazoa, Chordata, Lepidosauria, Squamata, Gekkonidae. The transcript is spliced from 18 exons.
GUCAGGACGAUGGAAUCGAUAUGCCUUGUGGAGCCAUCUGCUGUUUCCGGCACACUGCGGGUGAACCGAGCCGCCUUGUCCUUCCUGAAGGCUCUGGAUGGCCCCCUUCAGGUGGUGUCCAUCUUUGGGCCCAAGGGGACAGGGAAAUCCUUCCUCAUGGACCAGCUGGCGGAGCAAGGCGAAGACUUCCCCCGCUCUCCAGGAAUAUGGCUAUGUUGUUCACCCCACCCUACAAAACCGGAUAAAACCCUGGUGUGGCUGGAUACGGAAGGUCUUCCGGAGCAAAUGGAGGAGGAUGAAACGUCCGUCUCCUUCAAACUGUUCCUUUUGGAAGUACUGCUGUGCAAUAUCUUUAUAUAUAACACCAGAGGUGCUUGGGAUCUCCAAAAAGAGCUUGAUAAACUGAUAUAUGUGAAGAUGCUUCCAGACAAAGUACAAGUCCUGGAGCACUGUCCUCAGGAGAACAGCUUCCUGCUUAGUAGCAUGCUGCCUGACUUUGUGUGGUGCCUUCGUGACGUGGUAUCUGACUCCUUUUGGGAAGAGGUGCUACAAGCCAUGGAUUACAACUUGGAUGCCCUCCUCCCCUCUCCGGCAGCCUUGGAGAACACACCGACCAACUAUAUCCAGGCCCUGUUCCCCUCUCAGAAAGCAUUUUGCUUCUGCUCCCCACAUGUGGACGGAAAGGACAGAGAGGCUGUCUCGUCCGACUUCCUGAAUCCCAUCUUCCAGGCUCAGCUUUGGUCGUUAAAAGAUUAUAUCCUGUACCACAGGCCCAAGAACUCCCUUGGAAGUAAAUUUUGCAGUGGGAAGGAUUGGUGUGCUGCACUGGAACGAUUCGUGGACGUGUUGUCUUUGGAUGGACCAAUCCUUCUGAACAAGAGCUGCGAUGGCCAAGAAGCGACAUUCUCUUGGCAUGAAAAUUAUGAGCGUUUUAAUGGCCCUGUGAUAGAUCCUCCCUGGGCAGCCCCAAAGACCCCCCAGUUGCUGGCAGAAGAACCUUGGCAGGAAAAUUACGAGGAUUUUAAUGAGCCUGAGAUAGAUCCUCCCUGGAAGUGUAAAGAGAUUCCCAGCGUCCCCCAGCUGCCAGUACAAGAACCCAGAAUUCCUCCACCGUCCUCCUCCUGGGCUGUCCCUUUGGUUGAUCCAAACAACAUGGAGGAACCAAUGUGUUUGAUAGAGAACAACCCGGGUGAGAAACUGCAGGUCAACCAGGAAGCCCUACAGCUCCUGGAGAGAAUCAAUCAGCCGGUGGUAGUGGUGGCCAUUGUGGGGCUGUACCGCACUGGCAAGUCUUACCUCAUGAACAAGCUGGCAGGAAAAGAUAAAGGAGGAUUUUCUCUGGGUGCCACAGUACAAGCAAACACCAAGGGCAUCUGGAUGUGGUGUCGUCCUCACCCCAGAAAGCCUGACCAUACCCUGGUGCUAUUGGACACAGAAGGACUAGGUGAUGUGGAGAAGAGCAAUAUUGAGAAUGACUCGUGGGUGUUUGCCCUCUCCAUUCUGCUUAGCAGCACCUUUGUGUACAACAGCAUGGGCACCAUUGACCAAUUUGCUUUGGAGAAACUGCACUACGUAACGGAACUGACAGAGCGUAUCAAGGUUAAGGCCUCGGGCAGGCGGAGCUGUGAGGAAGAUGACGAGAUUCCUGAUGACUUCAUCUGGUUCUUCCCGACUUUUAUCUGGGCUGUGCGUGAUUUCACCCUGCAGCUGGAGUUGGAUGGACACCCCAUCACUGGGGAUGAGUACUUGGAGAACGCUUUGCGGAGGAGGGAAGGUGGCCCUGAAAACUUAGACUUAGCCAAGAAGUACAUCCGUGAGUAUUUCCCCCGCCGCAAGUGCUUUGUCUUUGACCGCCCGGCCACACGCCAAGAAUUGGUGCAGCUGGAGGAUUUGCCUGAGAGGAAGUUAAACCCCGACUUCAUAGGAGAGGCACACCGGUUCCGGAGCUACAUUUUUGAGACGGCUGAGGCCAAAGUGAUCCCAGGGGGGCAUACAGUGACGGGGACACUUUUGGGGCACCUCGCAGUGACCUACGUGGACGCCAUCCGCAGCGGGGCCAUCCCGUGCAUAGAGAACGCGGUGCUGGCUUUGGCCCAGAUUGAGAAUUCAGCAGCUGUGUAUGACGGGAUAAAACGCUAUGAGGAGCUGAUGCAACUUAUGUUGGAGCUGCCGACUGAGACGGUCGAAGAGCUGCUGGCAGUGCACGUGGAAUGUGAGAAAGAGGCCAUCCAAGUGUUUCUGGAUCGUGCCUUCAAGGAUGAGGGCCAAGGGCACCAGGAGCAACUGAAGAACCAAAUCCAGACCAAGCUUGAGGAACUCUGCAGCCUCAAUGAGCAGGAGUCCUUGGAUCGCUGCCAUGCCAUUCUCUUGGAGCUCUUCCAGGAUCUGGAGGAGAAAAUCUGUAAUGGGAGCUACGCUGUACCAGGCGGCUACCAAUGUUUCCUGAAGGACCAGAGGAAAAAAGUGGAGGCUUAUAAUCAGGCCCCUUGCAAAGGACUAAUGGCUACGAUGGCCCUGCAGGACUUCCUGAAAUCCAAGGAGACAGCAGCCCAGUCCAUUCUGCAGGCGGACCGGAACCUCACGGACCGGCAGAGGGAGCUUGAAGUGGAAAAGGUGCGGGCUGCAGCCGCCGAGCGGGAAGCGGAGCUACAACGGCAGAUGAAAGAACAGACUCAGCGGAUGGCCGAACAGAACGAACGGAGUUACAGAGCGCAUGAAGCACAGCUCAGGACCAAGAUGGAGGAGGACCAUAGGAGGCAACUGAUAGAAUAUGAGAGGGUGCUGAACCACAAGCUCCAGGAGCAGCGGCAUCUACUGCAACAACAAAACCAUCAGGAAGCAGCAAGACUUCAGUCUGAGAUUGCGAAUCUGAAUCAUCGGAUCAAUAAUUCAGGCAAGAAAAAGAAAGGAUGUAUUAUCUGUUGAGAAGGGUUCUCUCUAGGACCCAGAGGACUCUUUUUUCCCCUCAGCUCAAGGUUGCGGAUGAAGAAGAACCCCUUUGGACUGGAUUUAAUCAGUGUUUUGUCAUUCUGAGUGUUCGUGUGAUGGGAAAAAAGCAGCAUUUUCAGCUUUAUAAAUAAAUAAAUUUAAAAUAUCAGUGGUAAGAUUGUAACAGAACUGUACACAGUAUUUCAAAGAAGGCAUUAAAAUAUGAAGUCAUUUU